Molecule: messenger RNA, 3932 nt
Organism: Hyaloscypha bicolor E
Lineage: Eukaryota; Fungi; Ascomycota; Leotiomycetes; Helotiales; Hyaloscyphaceae
Exons: 3
Coding region: 348-3572 (1074 amino acids)
Molecular function (GO): protein binding; oxidoreductase activity
Source: RefSeq, a predicted model, not a curated record
UCACAAUCGUACGACUCGACCAGCCCCCCAAAUUCUUUCGAGCUUUCGAAUAUCUUAAUCGCCUUUGCGAGCGACGACAACCGGGCUGGAAAGCUCACAUAAGACUCGGCAUUGGACAUACGGUUGAUACUGGUCAAUACUGAAUGCGCCAGGUGAGACGAUUACACGUGGUGGUUAUCGAGGAGCGAUUAACAAAACAUCUCGAUGAUACUCGAGGGGGCGGGCUUAUGGAUGAGUGAUAUCAAGUCGAAUGGGAAAUCCGAGUAGCAUCGCUGACCCCACCGCUGCCCGACGGCCGAUAUAUCUCGAAGCAAUCAGCCAAAGUCACAAGACCCAAGGUUACAAAGAUGGCAGCAACAAUGGACACUCAGAUGCCGCUCCGUGAUGAUCUCAAUUUGAUGGGAUUACAAGAACUGGACUCGCAUCUUUCAAUAUUUGAGUCCUCGAAUGGGGGCCGAGACUCGUCUACCCCGAGUGCCAUGUCAAACUCCCCCUUUGGUGAUUCUAUCAACAUAGUUGAACAACAACAUCAUACCAUUGUUGUUGAAUCACCUGGUGAAAACGUCCCUUAUAAAAGCCCCUUUGGACCAGGACCCCGUGCCAGGUUUACGGAUCAAAAGUUCAACAAUAGCAUCCCAGCUGAGCGUCAUCGUAAGCCCGCUUCCGAUGGCAGCUUGUAUCUCAGGCCUGAAAGCGCUCGCGACUCCAUGGCCUCAUCCAUGACGACAGACAUCGACGAUGGCUCAUCCGCCCUUUCAUCGAUAUCGAGUAAAGGGACGUCUCCUACAGGGUUUGAUCCCAGCUCGAGAGAAACAGCGAAAGUGGCGUCUCAUACAGGAAAGCGACGCGAGAAAUACGACAUUCGUCCAAAGGUCUCGAUACCAACGGAUAUCGCGCCUUCGGAAUAUGCGAGACAAUGCAUUGCAGCUGCAGAAUCGUCACGCCUGAACCCGUACAGCUUACAUCCCGAGGAGCAUGCGAUGUUGCGUAAACAUAUCACUCACCAACAGGUCACGACUUAUCUCAAUAUCAGAAACGGCAUCCUGAGGUUAUGGACACGAAAUCCCAUGAUCGGCGUUGAGCGAGACGAGGCCAUUGGAUGCGCAAAGGACCCUCGUUGGUUUGACAUUGCAAGCGUCUGCCAUGAAUGGCUUGUGCGACGAGGCUAUAUUAAUUAUGGUUGCUUGGAGCAUCUAGCAACCGGAGAGGAGGUCAAGAAACAACGGAGUGGCAAGCGAAAACGAAAGACUGUUGCUAUCAUUGGAGCUGGUAUGUCCGGCUUGGGUUGCGCAAGACAACUCGAAGCUCUUUUUUCUCAGUUCGAAGAUCGCUUUCGUGAGAAGGGUGAAGAUCCUCCACAAGUAGUUGUCUUGGAGGGCAGAGACCGAAUCGGCGGAAGAGUGUAUUCUCGUGCAUUCAAUUCGAAACCAAAAUAUCCCACACUUGCAUACGGAAACCGACAUACGGCAGAAAUGGGUGGCAUGAUCAUCACAGGCUUUGAUCGCGGUAAUCCUUUGAAUAUUAUUGUCAGAGGUCAACUCGCUUUGCCAUAUCAUGCUUUGAAACCGGACACUACGAUUUAUGAUGCGAACGGAAGACCGGUAGACAUGAACCGAGAUCAGUUUGCUGAGAAGCUUUUCAACUACAUACUCGACCGAGUCAGCGAGUAUAAGUUCAAGAUUCCCACUUCUGCUGCCGUUGAUGGAGACAAAGACCUUCUCGACGCGGGCAGAGACGUCAGCUCUGAAGGCUCAAAGACCAUCAGUGAAGUCGAGGACGCGCCAACCAGUGCACCACCAGCCGGGACAAACGACAAGGCGUCGCGCACUCCCGAAGUGCAGAUGGUUCCCGUGUCAUCCGACAGGCUUACCGGUCGGGCUCAUCUCGAGCUAGGUAUACCUGCUGUUCAUACGGCUGCGUACAAAGCAAAGGAGAUCGGCUGGCUUCUACGACCAGGUGUGGGUAUUGAACAAGAUUUGGAUCUCGAGACUGCUGUCAACUCGAGAUAUGCAACUCUUGGAUCAGUAUUUGACGAAGCCAUUCGCCAAUAUACGAGAAUUGUCGACUUUACGCCUCUGGACCUACGUUUGAUCAAUUGGCAUGUCGCUAAUCUGGAGUACAGCAAUGCAAUCACUUGCAACAAGCUAAGUUUGGGAGGUUGGGAUCUGGAUGCUGGCAACGAGUGGGAGGGCAAGCACACUAUGGUUACUGGUGGCUAUCAACAAGUUCCCAGGGGUCUUCUCAACUGCCCUCAGCCCCUGACUGUACAGAAAAAGAGCAACGUCAAGAAGAUUACCUACGCUCCUGAAAAUACGGGAUCACCAUCAAAGAUUGAAUGCGAGGAUGGCACUGCCGUCGACGCGGAUUAUAUCGUCUCCACAAUUCCUCUGGGGGUUUUGAAGCAACACAGCAUUCUAUUCGAACCUGCAUUACCUGACUGGAAGAUGGGGCCCAUUCAAAGAAUCGGCUUCGGAAUCUUAAAUAAGGUUGUACUGGUCUAUGAAGAAGCUUUCUGGGACCAGAGUCGAGACAUUUUUGGCGCUCUUCGAAAUCCUGCCAAUCGCUUCAGCUUAAGUCAGACGGAUUAUUUCACACAAAGAGGUCGCUUCUUCCAAUGGUUCAAUUGCACCAACACGACAGGUCUGCCAACACUUCUGGCCCUCAUGGCCGGUGACGCAGCUUUUUCUACAGAAAGUACACCAAACGAUGUUCUCAUUUCUGAAGCUACGAAGGUCUUGCGGACAUUGUUUGGGCCCAAGGUGCCCAAUCCCAUCGAAGCAGUUGUGACUAGAUGGGGUCAGGACCAGUUCGCUCGUGGUAGCUAUUCAUAUACAGGACCUAACUUCCAACCUGAUGAUUACGAAGUCAUGGCGAAACCUAUCGGAAAUCUCUUCUUUGCUGGUGAGCAUACUUGCGGCACCCACCCCGCCACUGUGCACGGUGCAUAUAUCUCUGGUCUGAGAGCCGCAUCAGAGGUACUCGAAGCCAUGAUCGGAUCCAUCCAGAUCCCCGAACCGCUUGUUCUCCCAAAGGACUCAGGCCUGAAGAGAAAGUCCGAGGCUGUCCAAAGCCCUAAGGACCCAAAACAAGCACGCCUCGAAACCUACGAAAUUGAAAUUUGGAAUGCCAUUUACGCAAAGCUUGGCGAUCGACCUUGGCGCCCAGCAAACAAUUACGCCAACCCUUACAGGAUGUACAGCAAAGACAAUUGGGAGGAAGCCAAAAGGAAGUGUGAAGAAGGCAGACGACCAGGCAAGGGAAAGCCAAUUCCCAACGAAGUCAAGAAAAUGGUUACAAAGAUGUGGAAAGAAGCUUCCGAGGUCGAGAAGAGACCUUACAAUGAGAAGGCCGACGUGCAGAAGAAAGCUUACGCAACUGCGAUGGCAGAAUACAACGUGAAAGCUGGACAAUGGGAUAAAGACGCUUUGGCUUUCAGAGCCGUGUACGAGAAAGAGCAUCCAAGCGUGCCUGGUCCAGAGGAAUUGCUUGACAGUCCUUCGAGGAGGGACAGGAGAGCGAAGAGAGGUGUAAGUGGAUACGCUGAGGAUUCAGGCUCUGAGCUGGAUAUUUAACUUCUUUUUUGGUUAUCGAAUGGUUGCGCUUGCAUUUGUAUUGUAUGAUCGGUCACUCAAGGUGCAUGGCGUUGCUUCGGGAGCAUUCUUAGGUUGGGGCAACUGCAUUUGCAUACUGGUUGAAUGGCCAGUGAAGAGGGUCCUGGGGGUGAUGAGCAUAUACUCGUGUAAUGAAAAUAAUGCAUUACCGUAACCUUUCUCUGUUCUCCUCAGACGUGAUGGACGAACGUGGUAUGCACACAUUCACAUCUCAAGUGGGCCGGUUCGUAGUUGAAGUGGAAAGCAAACUUAAGGGGUUACAAGGCAGCAACGGAUCCAGAGACUGACAGCAGAGAGGACAUCAAAUGGCGGAAAGGAUCC